Messenger RNA from Erigeron canadensis, 1504 nucleotides. Its product is annotated as fasciclin-like arabinogalactan protein 4. The record is from RefSeq and is a predicted model, not a curated record. Bases 160 to 1413 code for a protein of 417 amino acids. Gene Ontology annotation, biological process: multidimensional cell growth; abscisic acid-activated signaling pathway; mucilage biosynthetic process involved in seed coat development. NCBI's taxonomy places the organism in Eukaryota, Viridiplantae, Streptophyta, Magnoliopsida, Asterales, Asteraceae. Gene Ontology annotation, cellular component: plasma membrane. The transcript has a single exon.
AAUCAUCAUCACCAUAAUCUAUUAUCAUUCACAUUCACAUACAACACCAUCACCUCCCAUCACUCUCACACCAAAACUAUACUCUUUCUAGCCAUCCCAUUUCCUUACCCUUUCAUUUUUAAUUUUUAAUUUUAUAUUAUUUAUUUAAAAAAAACACAAAUGGCUAGCAGUAGCACUCCCCUUUCUCUUCAUCAUUCCCUUUUUUUACUUUCCCAUUUUACCCCUACAAUCAUCUUAUAUUUUCUAAUCACCAUCACCACCACCACCGCCGCCGUCAACAUCACCAGCCUCUUAUCCCCAUACCCAGAUCUCUCAGAUUUCUCAUCGCUCUUAACAACCACCAACGUCGCCGCCGACAUCACUGACCGUACCUCCCUAACUCUCCUCGCCGUCCCUAACUCCAUCCUCCGUUCCUCCCCUCUCCUCCACCGUUCCCCAUCUUCCAUCGCUGACGUCAUCCGCUACCAUGUCUUGCUACAAUACCUCUCCCUCCACGACCUCCGCCGCUUCCCACCGUCCGGCAAACUCAUCACCACCUUAUUCCAAACCACCGGCCGGGCAACAAACAACUUCGGUUAUGUCAAUAUUACUAAUAACCAUUUUACAAAUAUCACAACUGUGACGUCACCAGUCGCAUAUUCACAGCCACCAAAUAACGCCACGAUUAUUUCAUUAAUAUUAAAUUCUCCAUAUAAUGUAAGUAUAUAUACUGUCACUUCAUUAAUCAUACCCUAUGGUUUCGAUCUAUUAGCCUCAGAAACCCGGCCGCCUUUAGGGUUAAAUAUAAGUAAAGCUUUAAUAGAUGGACAUAAUUUCAAUGUGGCGGCUGCUAUGUUAACUGCAUCCGGAGUCGUGUCGGAAUUUGAGUCCGAUGAAGGAGGUGCUGGAAUAACGUUGUUUGUACCUACUGAUGAUGCAUUUGCUGAUCUGCCGGUAACGGCUAACUUUCAGUCGUUACCGGCAGAUAAAAAAGCGGAUGUUUUACGCUUUCAUGUUUUACAUUCAUAUUAUCCUCUUGGGUCUUUGCAAUCAAUAGUUAAUCCUGUACAGCCCACUUUAGCUACUGAGGAUAAAGGGGCGGGUAGUUUUACAUUAAAUAUAUCCCGUGUGAAUGGCUCUGUGGCUAUAAAUACAGGAAUUAUUAUAGCUUCGGUUACUCAAACGGUUUUCGAUCAAAACCCUGUUGCGAUUUUUGGGAUUUCUAGGGUUUUAUUACCUAAAGAGAUUUUUGGGAAAAAUGCACAAGUUCUUCAAAAUGCACCUCCAAUUAGUGGGGCACCGUCGCCGGUUAUGCAAGCGGCGUUGUAUGGACCGGCCGCGGCGCCACGAGAGGAUAUCAACUCGGCCGCGGCGGUGAAUGUACGGUUUGUUGUUUUAUUUUGUAUAGGAUUGUUGUAUGUAUCAUUUGUAUGAGUUUUUGGUUUCAUUUUUACUUAUAAUUUAAUUACUCUAUAAAUUAUUGAAUGGAAAAGGAAAAAAGUUUCUUUUUCUUAUUUUGAUGAAA